Molecule: messenger RNA, 1427 nt
Organism: Armigeres subalbatus
Lineage: Eukaryota; Metazoa; Arthropoda; Insecta; Diptera; Culicidae
Exons: 1
Coding region: 686-1390 (234 amino acids)
Source: RefSeq, a predicted model, not a curated record
ACGACCGCUUUUAUACCGAAAUGGCACCAUUGUCCAUCAAAUACCACCUCUCACGUGUCCCCAUCACCGACCAUCGAUCGACGUCGUAAUCGGUGCUUGCUGGCUUGCCGCAUCUGGGGGCUGGUUGAAGCGCUGGGCUACGCGAGCCUCUCACUCUCCAAUUUUCUUUCUCCGCGCGUGGAGGCUCGGAUUUUGUGGAAUCGUCGUCGUCGUUGUCGCCGUCGUCGCGCGUUGCGUUGCUGCAUCAGCUCGGAACGUUGAACGAGUUUGCGUUGAACCGCGUACGCGUGCGCCCGAGUGUUGUCGUUUGUUCCGCGAUCCGCGCCGUGGCUCACCUGUUCGUGAAGCUUUGAAACAGUGAUAGUGUUUUGCUUUCAGAAGUGUCCUUGACCAGGUGUUCUACUUCAAAGGGAAACAAAGUCGGAUCGUGUGUUCUAGCUUUGGGCUACUGGAGUGCUAGUGUUAUCAACCUGACCUGGAUCAACUAAAGUUCCUUACACUUACACGAAGGUUUUAAAGUGAAUUUAGUCAGUUUUCUUUUGGUGAAAUCUGCUGUAAUACAGUGGCAACAGCUGCAGCAACAGCAGUAUUACAUAAUUGUGGGCAGCAAAAGCAAAAGUGAAACCUGUGCAGUUCAUUGAGUGUAGUGUGGCUAAAGGCUGCGUGUGUAAACCCUCCGGAAUAAAUGAACGAAGAGAGUUUAGAGACAGCAUCAACGACCACUCCGGUGGCUGUGAUACCACCGCGAUGUCCCAUUACCCCGCAAACAAUUCGGUCAACGACAACAAUCCCGACAACCGCUAGUGAACCGAUCCUGGAGACCACCACUGCCGCCGAGGACAGCGAUCCUCGGCCACUGCUGGGAUGUUCCUGCAGUUGCUCCGGGGGCGGAAAUAGCUUAUCGGAACUGGCUACAUCCACCACCCCAACCACAACCGACGAUGACCUCGAGGAGAGAAAAUAUAUCUUCAAAAUGAAACUGAAUUACUAUAAUAUCUAUCUGGUUACGACCAGCUAUCGAAAGGAAAGGCGAUUUUCUCUUUUUUCGCUUCUUUUACAUAACCAUGUGCACGGCGGUGGCGGCGGCGUCGACUACGAUGGCCGUAGGGGGGUUACUCCAUGCCGCGAUCGCGCGCUUUCUGUUGUGUCUGCGCCUCCGCGUUGUGCCCCGUUUCUUCCAUCCACCCUGACUCGUGCUCAUGAUUCCACUUUCCCCUUUUUCCGACCCAUCAAACUUGCAUUGUUACUUAAGAGCCUGGGAGAAAACCAGUCAAAGCGACAGCGCCGCAUAUGUGUAACAAUAAACGACGAUGAGGCCUUUGUCUUCUCAACGGCGAAGGCGGGGGCGCAUCUGAUGCAACAGAAACACGCACAUGCAAAAUACUUCUAAAAACAUGUUACAAUGUAAACCUUUCACCUUUCGCUGA